Messenger RNA from Aspergillus nomiae NRRL 13137, 804 nucleotides. RefSeq lists its product as uncharacterized. The record is from RefSeq and is a predicted model, not a curated record. NCBI's taxonomy places the organism in Eukaryota, Fungi, Ascomycota, Eurotiomycetes, Eurotiales, Aspergillaceae. The transcript has 2 exons. The coding region runs from base 1 to 804 and encodes 267 amino acids.
AUGAGCAAGCAUAACACCCCAUCAUUGGGUCCAGCUGUCUACGAUUCUUUGCCUCCCCCCUACUCAGAACAUGAUCACAGCACGGUAUCUAGAGAGCAGGCCCCGCAAUAUGAGGCCCCCCAUUUCAAUGGCUCGACCAGCGACUCAACAAGAUUGCAAGCUGCAACUAGCAAAUUCCCGCCGGCCAUGAAUGGUUACAUGCCAAUGAAAUUCACUCCAGAGUUGCAUUUGGGGCCAUCGGCAUCAGAGAAGCUGUACUUUAUGUCGAUAGAUGUUCAGCACCGUAAGAGCAUACAGACGAUGAUCCUUCACGACGGGCCGACCGAUAAGCAUCCACCUCUGGCAUCACUGCAGAGUGACCCAUAUCUCCGAGAAAAGCCAAUCUCGGUGACCUUUGCAUCGCAGGGCGAGCUUCAAGAAAACUCUAUUAUAGAACCAUUAGAGGGUGUCAAGCCAUACAAACGCAUGAGCCCGACAUUCUCGAUCGCGCACGGCAAAGAAAUCAAGGAGCUCGCCGGCCACACAACGGGUUGGAAGCUGGUGCGACUGUCGGAAGCGGUGGGCGAGACAGGCGGGAGUCGCUCCCAGCGAGCGAUGGGGUGUUCCAGUGAUGGGAAGGAGAUUGUGGCUGUCAUCGCCCACAAUGCAUCGUUGAGUCUGUCGAAAGGAUUCAAGUUUGCUUUUGUGGGUAGCGGGCUUACCGGCGUCUUGGGAGAAAAAUGGGAAACCAUGACUCUCAUCACUGCAGUGUAUCUCUGGCUUAUCGAGUUUCAGAUUGCGACACAUGUUAUUCCAAUUGCAUGA